This is a messenger RNA of Apis dorsata (giant honeybee), 3112 nucleotides long. RefSeq lists its product as uncharacterized. The record is from RefSeq and is a predicted model, not a curated record. Bases 273 to 2999 code for a protein of 908 amino acids. Lineage: Eukaryota; Metazoa; Arthropoda; Insecta; Hymenoptera; Apidae. The transcript has 4 exons.
UUGUUCAUUUUUGUUAUUUUGAUUUUUUUCUUAUUAGAAUAAUAUUUAUAUACAAAUGAUUUUAUAUACAAAUAAUUUUUAUAUCGAUAGCUUAAUAUAUAUAUCAUUUAUAUAAAAUACAUAGCAAAUACAAUAGAUAUUAUCCUUAAAUAUCUUGUAACUAAAUAAUUUAAAUGUUGAAUACACUAAAUAAAGUACUUAGUUUUUUAUCAUGUUAUUUAAUAUUUUUUUAUUAUUUUUCAUAAUUUUUGUUAAAACUAUCUGUGUAUACUAUGCCAAGUGAAAUAAGUGAAUUUAAUGACGAACCGCUUUCAAUAUCUUAUAACGAAAAUGUUGAAAGAAUUACAGGUAUUAACCAUAAAAAAUUUGGAAUUCCUUUCCAUAUCUUAAAACAUAGACAACAAUUUUGGGAUGAAUUGUUUUAUAGAUAUUCGGAACAAUCAUCUGAUGAAACUGUAUUGAAUAUUUCAUCAUUAAAACCUGUUGAAAAUGAAUCUAUAUUAAUAGAUCAAAUUUAUAGAAAGGAAUAUAAACCAUUCAAUGUAAUACAAUAUUGGGUAAAUACUGGUUAUUUACCUUAUAAGAAACUUUAUAUAGACAAAAACACACAAUCUGAUAUUGAAUUAUCUCAUUCAAAUGAAUUAUGUUUAAGUUCAUCACAUAAGUCUUCUAGUAGCUCAGUUGAUACUGCUACAUAUAUUUUGUCAAAUAUGAAUACAACUAAUAAAAUAGAAACUAUGGCUAUUAUAGAAGGAGCAAAACAUAAUGCAACAGAAACUUUUCAAAAUAUAGAAAAUACUAAAAAAUUACAAAUUACUGCUAAUAAUAUGCAUGAAAAAAAUAAUGAACAUACUGAAAACAAUAAUGAUAAUGAUCAGCAACAUUGCAUAUUAAAUGAAACUCAUAAAGUGUUAAAUCAUGUAUUACAACAGGAAAAUAUAGAUAUAGAAAAAAAUAUAUCACAAUUGCAGAAAAAUGUAGAUAUUAAUAAUGAUGACACAUUUUUAAUUGAUACGCAUGAUAAAUUAAUUAAUAAUAAUUUAAAUAAAAAUUCUUAUAUUGAACAAAAUUCAUCAAAUAUGACAAACAAUUUUGAAUUGCAAAAUAGCAUUAUAAAAAUAGGACAUCGAAAAAAAUUAUACACUGGUAGAAAUUCACCAGUUGAUCUUAUUAACAUGAACAGUAAUAAUAAAAACACAAUAUUUCAAUCAAAACAAAAUUUACAUCCUGCAUUAGAUUUUGAAUGUACAUUAUCAAAAAGAUAUAAAAUUUGGAAAAAAAGAAAAAGUCAAUUUUCUAUAUAUAAUAAAUAUCUUAUGAAUAAUACACAAUUUAGUACUUUAAGCCAUAAAAAACAAAGAAAAAGAUCAAAAUUAAGAAAAACAUCAAUAAAAAAUAAUGAAACUAUCUGUAUAAAUAAUAAUACUAUUCAAAAGAAUUCAAAAAUAAAUCAACAGUCAAAGAAAUGUAACAUUGAUCAAAGUAUAAAUAAACAUCCAUCAAUUAACGAUUUAACAAAUAUAAAAAGUAAAUUUAAUGAAUUAAUAAAUUAUGAAGAAAAAAUAAAUGUAGAACAAUAUAAAGAAACUAAUGAUAUAACAAAAAAAAUAAAAUAUUUAAAUCCAAUAAUUUAUCUAACGCGACUAUCAAAAGACGAUAUUGAAAAAUAUAAAGGAUCAGGAAAGACAAUAGAAAACAUUAAUAAUUCAAUUCAAUUAUCGAUCAAUAAUCAAAAGCAUAAAAAAUUGAAUGAAGUGAUAAAAUUAAAGAAUUUAACUGUUUGUUUAACACGUUUGUCAAAACUUGAUAUUGAGAAAUAUAAAAAAUCAAAAAAUGUAUUACCAAAAAUAAUAAAUUCAAAUUUAAAUGUUUGUUUAGAACAAUUACCAGAAAUUGAAAUUCAGAAAUAUAAAAAUAUUAAUAAUAAAGAAUUAAGUAAAAAUGAUUUAAUAUCAGAAUCUAUUCAAUCACAUAAUGAUAAUAAAAAUAUUCAUAAAUUUUUUCAACAUAAUACAUUAAACUAUAUUUAUUCUAAUAAUGAUUCUGGUACUAAUUCUUAUAGUAAUAUUAAUUUAAUAACAGAAGAUACAAAUAGUGAUCAAAGUACUGUUUUAAUUUAUAAAUGUAGUAAUACAUCAUUUGAUUUGUCUAGUUCUUUAUCUUUAUUGUCAGAUAAUAGUUCUCAAUUUGAUUUUUCAAAAACUUUCGAUAAUUAUAUUUUAAAAUCAAAAGAAAAAUAUAAUGAAAAAGAAAGGAAAUUAAAUAAUAAAGUAUUUAGUAGAAAAAUAAAUACAACAGAAGAAAAUGUUAAAAAUAAAAUAGGAAGAACAAGUGAUAAAAACCAACCAAAUCAUAUUGCUGAUAAAAAUAAAUAUAAUAUAAAAAAUAAAAAACUUAGUAAUAUAAAUGAUUCUUGUAAGAAAAGUUCAAAUAUAAAUAAAAAUAUGUUUUUAAACAAAAAUGUAUAUCAGAACAUAAACAAUAUUACUUUAUCUUCCAAUAAAUCAGAAAUAAGUUCUGAAAGUAGUAGUAUAUAUACGAGUAAUAAGAAGAAGAGACCACGAGUGGUCUCUUCUGAUGAAGAAGAUUUUGUACAUACUUUAAAAGAUACACAAAAUUUAAAAUUACAACAUUAUAAAAUGUUAAAUCAAAAUUUAAAUGAUAUGAAUAAAAAAACAAGAAAAAAUGUAAUGAAAUAUUCAAAUUUAAAUACUUCAUUAAAUGAACCAGAACUUUUGACUAAAAAUAUUAAAUUUAAAACACAGAAAGAAGAUGUUAACUCAAUCAAGAGACAAAAAUCUUUACAACAAUAUAAUUUAUCUGUGGGAAAAGAUUGUAAUCAAAGCACAAUUAAAGCACAAACUCUAAUUAAAGAUAAUAUAAAAAAAUUAUCUAAAGUUAAUACUUCACAAAUUGAAAAAAAGUCUCAUGUAAAUCAUUUACUUUUUAAGACAAAAAUAUUUAGUUCUGAUUCGGAUUCCGAAUAUUUGACAGAAUGACAUUGCUCAUUUAAUAAUUUAUUCUUAGAUGACAAAAAAAUAAAUUACUAAAAAGUAAUUCAUACUAUCAUUAUAUUUUUGUAUAAAAUAAUUGUAUUUUGUUAUUUGUCAAA